UGACAAAUAUAUAUUCUUGGUUCUUGACUUUCGUGCGAUACUAACUCCAACGUUUCUCCUUUCUCUGUCUAGAAUUCUUGGCGUGAUUCUCGGUGUUCUUCCCAAUCCUAGAUUAUCACUUGUCUUCAUUUUUUUUCUUUUGAAAUUUCAGGUUACAAAGCUAAGAAAAGCCUAAUUUUAUCCUACAUUCUUUUGCUGGUACAAAAUGUUUGAUCAUAAGAAAUCUCCCUUACAUAGGUUUUCUAAACACAAGUCAGAGGACCAAGUCCCCAGUAAUUUCAGUACUAACCCUUUUGAUGAUGAUUCUUUGGAUAACAAGCAAACCCUUGAACCCUCUAGGCGAACAUCUUCGGAUCCUUCUCUAGUUACCCUAAAUUCACGUACUAAGCUUUUUGAUGAUGAUGAGAUUAAGGAAACCACAUCAUCCAAAAGCUCCACUACUUCAGCAGAAAGAAACGGGUACAGGAACGAUUUUCACGAUUCCGGAGGAUUUGAUGCCCAGAGUGUACAAGAACUGGAAAAUUAUUCUGUAUAUAAGGCUGAAGAGACUACAAAGACUGUCGACAAUUGUCUCAAGAUUGCAGAGGACAUAAGGGAAGAUGCUACUAAAACCUUAGUUACCUUACAUCAGCAAGGAGAGCAAAUUACAAGAACCCACAUGGUUGCUGCUGACAUGGACCAUGACCUUAGUAGGGGCGAGAAACUGAUGGGAAGUCUUGGGGGCAUGUUCUCGAAGACAUGGAAGCCUAAAAAGGGUCCUCCAAUAAAAGGGCCUGUAAUCGCUCGAGAUGAUCCAGUGCAUAGAAAGGGUAACCACUUGGAGCAAAGGGAAAGACUGGGAUUGACUUCUUCCUCAAAGGAACGACCAUCACGAACACCACCUCCUGAACCUACAAAUGCACUGCAGAAAGUUGAGGUCGAAAAGGUAAAACAAGAUGACAACCUCUCAGAUCUAAGCAAUGUUUUAGGAGAGCUUAAGGAUAUGGCUAUUGACAUGGGUUCUGAAAUUGAGAGGCAGAACAAAGCAUUGGAUCCUUUACAGGAUGAUGUGGAUCACGUGGCAAUCCGAGUGAAAGAUGUCACUAGGCGUGGGCGUCGUCUGCUUGGAAAAUAGAUAAUCCAGGCUGUAUAAAUCUGCGGUUUGAUAUUGGUUUGAUGAGACGCUAUUCUCCGCUGUGAUUUUCUUCGUGCGUAUAACUUUCUUAUAUUCGCUAUGUACAUAAUCCUUACAUCGAUACGUAGAAGUAUAACCUGAUACUAUAAUUUUCGGAUUAUACUGGAUUUACAUGGCUAGUAUUGAUUGAUUGGUAAAUGCUAAUACUUGUUCGAAUGAUUUCUUCUGUGUAUGAAAGUGGAUUUCUUCA
Olea europaea var. sylvestris is the source of this 1364-nucleotide messenger RNA. Its product is annotated as SNAP25 homologous protein SNAP33-like. Gene Ontology annotation, molecular function: SNAP receptor activity. The transcript is spliced from 6 exons. Bases 206 to 1114 code for a protein of 302 amino acids. The record is from RefSeq and is a predicted model, not a curated record. Gene Ontology annotation, cellular component: plasma membrane; SNARE complex. Lineage: Eukaryota; Viridiplantae; Streptophyta; Magnoliopsida; Lamiales; Oleaceae.